AUGCCUCCGAUAUCCUCACAGCGACGCGCCCCUACCGAAGAGAACUCGCCCCUCUCAGACGAUGAUGUCGGAUUCCUUUACCAAGUCGUCAUUCGCGCUGAGGGCCAGCCCCAAGUCGAUCGCCUACCAUUCCGCGCACUUUUCGCAGCAUACGAUGAGGUUAUCCGCGAGCAUGACGCCGAUGCGGACCCGGGCCAUGCAUGCUUGCGGUUUCUGUUCAAGAUGGGAAGCAAAGACGUGCAUGGGCCGACCCUCUUCGACAAAUUCGAGAAUGCGCUCCAGCAGUUGGGAAUCGUGAUUGAGCUGGGUGAGGAGGGCUCUACGGGAUUCAACGAAACACUCGAGACGGGGCAUCACUCGGUUGAUAGUGCAUACAGUCAAACUGGCGAGCACGGCGACAAUGGCGCACGCGCUGAGGUUCCCCAAGUGAAUGGAGCUGCAACAACUCCGCGGAGACGCGCUUCAUUCAACACUACCAUCGACAUCGGCGAAGACAUAACCCAGAGAAGCUUUGUCGAGCGGCCGAGCUCUCGUUCAUCAAUGUCACGACUUCAGACUGGGAAACCCGAUUUCGCAGCGCCUAAGCUAUCGCCUAGGCCGAAAGCUCAACCCAAUAUUAACAAAUCACCUGAUCGCACGGAGUUGAUUUCCCAAUUCUUGGAAGUUGGUCAGCGUCUGAUUAGCCGGCUCGACUCGGCCAGAAAUAAAAAGACAGAAAAGCAGGAAGCUCCAUUGGCGAACGGAGUCGCCGCUCGCUCGGCUGUUCAUAAUGAUCGUUCUACGAGACUGACAGCUGUGUCAAAGCGCCAGCGUUCGCCUUCAAUGAGCUCAGCGGACAGUUCCGAGUCAGAUCAAUCUAGAUCCGCUGCUUCUCAGACCACAGAACAUGACUCUUUCGAGAAACCAGAGGCACCGCCUGAGCUACUGUAUCGCCCGCAACUCUCGGACCUGCUUCGAGAUGCGUCGACGUUCAAUAUGUAUAGACUACGGCCUCUUUGUCGUCGGAUUCUUUCGCAAUGGUUCAAAGGGACCUUUCAAGCGCGACAUAUUCGUCAGCAGAGGGAAGUCGUUGCUGUCAAUCAUGACCGAAGUACUCUGCUUCGGCAAGCAUUUGAACCAUGGCGGGGGAUUAUUCAAGAUAAGCGUCACACCGCCAGAACCGAACGUUUCUUCAAGCAUCUGGAUGAGCGCGCUAGUCGAGCCCGGGAUUUGUACCUGAUGACGAAAGCCUUCACCCACUGGGCCCAGCUUACAUCCGAAGAGGUUGCCCGGACGUCUGCGGCUCGACGUCAUAUUUUGAGUGUCAAAUACUUCAAUGCGUGGCGUGAGAUAACGGCAGUCAACGAGCUGAAGGCGCAGCGGUUUGCUCUGCAAAAGCCAUUCAAUAUGUGGCGCAAAAAAAUCACAGAUCUGAAGGCAGCCGAAGAUCACGCAGUAGCAAUUCACAACAACAACAUUCGGUAUGCCUCAUAUUGGCAAUGGUUUUGGUGUUUCUGUGAUCGUCGUGCCCCCGAAUGGUACGACCAUCGACUCAAACGGCGCUCCCUUCUUUACUGGCUUCGCAACUUUCGAACCAAUCGAGAGCGUGAUCACGAGAUCGCUGCUCAUAACAGACGGUCUGCUCUAUCAUCUGUGUUCCAAGCAUGGUCCCAGAGAUCAAAAACCAUUACGCUAGCCCACCAACAAGCCGAGUCCAUCGAUCACCAUCAUGCUUUGAGAGAGAACUUCGUUGAAUGGAAAAUCCAAUCUCAGCUAGCUCCUGCUGCUUCUCAGGUGUGCGAUAUGGUGGACACCAGGAUCUUGAGAAUCGCUCUCACGCAAUGGAUCUCAAAAGCACGCAUGGCGCAUCAAGCAGAGGAGAUGGACCAACUCAGACUCCAGCGCAAUACAUGGACAUCCUGGAAUGAUACCUUGCGUUGCCUUGCUCUGCAAGCACGGAUUGACGAACGACUGAAAAUGGAGACCAUAUACAAAUGGAUUCUGAUGGAAAGAUUUCAACUCAUGCGCAGGAUUCGUGAACGACGUAUCAAGCGCCAGAUUUUUUCUCGUUUUGUGACGAAUACGAGAGAUACCUACACACGUCUAUUAUUCCAUGCAGAGACUCACGAGGAUCAUCGCGCUGAAGACUUGGUGAAAUCUAAAUUUGCCAUCUGGCGGGAUCAGCUUGCAGUUCAGCGCGAGCGAGACUAUGCAGCUUUUGAGUUUUAUGUCCCGCGCCUCGCACAAGAGUCGCUCAUGGCUUGGAAGUCGAAGCAUGAACAGAUAGUCAAGAUGGAAGGUUGGGCUUCUGAUGCCGAGUUUUAUUUUUUGAUGAAAAGAUCCAUGAAACGUUGGCAUCAGGCUACACUCGAUUCUUCCAAGCGGCGACGGAAAGAAGCAUAUGCGAUGGUUCGGCGAAAGAUUAAGGUCAACAUGGCAUCUAAAGCAUUGACUAGUUGGUCUUCCGAAACUAGAGUAAUCAUGGAUAUGGAACAACAAGCAGAGAAUGUGAAUCGAUCCAAGUUGCUUCGGAUGGCGUCGGACAUUUUCUCGCGUUGGCAUGGUCAAAUGAUCAAAAGGUUCUCUGACUACCGAGAGGCCGACAUGCAUUAUUUCGGCCAAAUUGCCUUCCAUCAGUUGAUACAGAUGUCAGAGGAGUUUGUCAUUCGCCGUGAGAUGGAAGACCAGGCGGACUCGGUAUAUCGAUCUCAUAUGCUCCGUCAAGCAGGUGCCUCUCUCCGCAAAUUGAGUCUCCGCAUUUUCCAGAUGAGAAGCACGGUCGAGACCGCAGACGCAAUGCGAGAAAGGAAUCUUCGAAAGCACUCCAGAAAUCAUUUCCGCCACUGGGUCGACGAAGCUCGUAUCAAGCUCGAGGCUCGCGAUUCCGCAGGACCCGCCUUGACGCCUGCCCGUUUCUCGAGCUUUGAGGGUGGCAGUCGUCCGGGAUCUGCCUUGUUUGACCCCUGGUAUCAAAAUCCAUCGGAAACACCUUUCAAGAUGAGUGAAUUCACGACAGUCUCGCAAGAGCCGGUCUCCGCGAGCCCGUUGGCCACACCAAGCUAUAUGUCCUCGCCAUCCAAACGAGCUGCUCGAGCUCGGGCCCUUGCACAAAUUUCCACCACUCCCGCUACGCCCCUUCAUACUCCUUUCGCCAGUCGACUUCUCCGGGCUUCAAAUCCUGCUGCUCAAACAACCUCCUCCCUGCGGCCUCGCACGGGCCGCCGAAGUUCAAUGGGAACCAGUGUCCGAUUUGUGGACGAGGAGCUCCCCGAGUCUCCUACGGACGGCCGCAGAUCGGCAAAUCGACGACCCUAG
Molecule: messenger RNA, 3294 nt
Organism: Penicillium argentinense
Lineage: Eukaryota; Fungi; Ascomycota; Eurotiomycetes; Eurotiales; Aspergillaceae
Product: Sfi1 family protein
Exons: 2
Coding region: 1-3294 (1097 amino acids)
Source: RefSeq, a predicted model, not a curated record